Molecule: messenger RNA, 900 nt
Organism: Plutella xylostella (diamondback moth)
Lineage: Eukaryota; Metazoa; Arthropoda; Insecta; Lepidoptera; Plutellidae
Source: RefSeq, a predicted model, not a curated record
AAUUAAUCUGGAAAAGAAAACUAAAAUUGUCAGUAGAGGAAACGAUAUAAAACAUUUUAUUUAUUUCAAUUUCAAGUUUAUACACAUGGAUUCCUAUGGAUAUCCGUAUGGUGGUCCAUAUGGACCGGUGCCCCCUGACGUGGUAUACCCAGAUCAUGGAGAUGGGCUGUAUUACCCUCCAGUGAGCACUGACCUCUCGGAUGAUAGAUACAACUACCCUCGUAAAUACCGCGAGCACCGACGAACCAGGAGCGACACCAGCGACAUAUCACGCAAGUCCAGACUUCGGUCCCGAUCCGAAACUCGAUCACGAUCGAAAGGACGAUCUCGUACGAGAAGCCGAACUCGAUCGACAACUAGAUCUAGGACCCGGUCGAGGUCGAGAUCCAGGUCCAAAAAUGCAGAGCAUUCUUCGGCCUCAAAGAACAACUUCUACCCUACGAGAGAACUCACUUUUUUGGACUCGUUCCGUGUUCUUUAUUUAACACCAAGCGGCGCAAAAAAGAACACGACGAAAUACCUGGCAACGAAAAAGCAUCAAGACAGAAUCACACAGAUCCUCAAAAGCGACGGUUUAGGGUCCAAGCAUUGGCUGUUCUACCCGCGACCGAAACCUACCAGUACCGCCAACUCUAGCCCAGGGUUGACCACAGCAGCGUCAAACACAGACCAGAGAGUCAAACUUGAUGGGGACUUCUUUAGAGACCGCAAAAGAGGCAAAAAUGUCGACGCCAGCGCCCCGGUCGCGAAGCUGAAGCGAUGGGAACUUAUAUUUUAUAAGAAACUCGGUUUUAUUCAGGCUGUUUAAAUGGUUUGUUCUGUAAAAUGGUUUCAAAUGUGAGUGAACAAUUCUAGUUUAAGGCUCUGGUUGUUGAUUAAAAUUGGUUUUGUAACUUCAAA